Messenger RNA from Protomyces lactucae-debilis, 309 nucleotides. RefSeq lists its product as uncharacterized. NCBI's taxonomy places the organism in Eukaryota, Fungi, Ascomycota, Taphrinomycetes, Taphrinales, Protomycetaceae. The record is from RefSeq and is a predicted model, not a curated record. Bases 1 to 309 code for a protein of 102 amino acids. The transcript is spliced from 2 exons.
AUGGCCGUCUUCAUGGAACUCAUCGUUGUCUCUAUCAUCCUCGUCGUCUGCCUCGCGCUAGGACGGGUGUUUUGGGUUGUCAUGCAGGACGUGAUGACACAGACGCAAGACAAGCUGCAGAAGAAGAACAUCAACGUUUCGACAUCAGGCGCAACGGUCGGCGUCAAGGGCCGUUCGCAGGAGCGCGUUGCCGACUCAACGCAAAAGUAUCUGGUCGAAGCAUGGGGCAAUAGCGAAACAAAGGGUUACUCCUCGUCCUGGUUCGCGCCCAAGAACAAGCCAGAGACAAAGGCAAAGAAGGCAAAGUGA